Molecule: messenger RNA, 2705 nt
Organism: Drosophila hydei
Lineage: Eukaryota; Metazoa; Arthropoda; Insecta; Diptera; Drosophilidae
Gene: dnt
Product: tyrosine-protein kinase Dnt
Exons: 4
Coding region: 409-2169 (586 amino acids)
Biological process (GO): cell surface receptor protein tyrosine kinase signaling pathway; multicellular organism development; axonogenesis
Cellular component (GO): signaling receptor complex
Molecular function (GO): ATP binding; protein kinase activity
Source: RefSeq, a predicted model, not a curated record
AGCAGUCCAUUAGCCGAGAAUUAACAUUUGACGUAGCUACUGCUGUUAGCUCAGAAAUUUUGCAUUAACAGGCCUGUUAUUCAUGAAUUUUCUGUUGAAGCGUGUGGUUGUUGGGUUGUUGCGGCCGGUAAAUGCUGAAAAAAACGAGAAAACAGACAAAAGCCGCGUGUGAAAUUGUAUUCAAUAAUUAGUUAAUGUGCUCUGCCAAGUGUUAAAAUGUUUUAGCCACUCAGGAGUCGACUAUUUUGUUCUUUUCCACUGCAUGUGCGACAUCACUGUUACUUCCCUGCGCUGUUCGCUGUUUUCUCUGCGCGUGUGCUUUGCCAUCGCGUUCGCUAUCUCGAUUGUUUACGAAUUUGUGUGCGUGGAUAAAUGUGCAAAAACUUGUGGAAAACUACAAUAUAUUGAAUGAAAAUGCCAAGCAAAGGCCUUGAAAUCAAGUUGAAUAUGAAAAAUUAUAACAAUAAAAUGGUGCUCGCUUUACUUGCGCUAGCUGCGCUGCUGCAGCUCAACGGAGGCAACGGCGUCGCAGCGCAUUUGAACGUGUUCCUGAACCCAGAGGAGGUGAUGCGAUUGCUGGGCGUCUCGGCGGAGGUUUACUAUGUGCGCGAGGGCCACAUCAACAACUAUGCAUUGAAUUUCAUUGUGCCGGUGCCGGCGAAUGUGCGGGACGUGAGCUUCACGUGGCAAUCGCUGGCGGGGCGACCGCUGCCGUACAGCCUGAACGUGGUUAGCUCUGACCAGGAGGUGCUGCCUCGGCCAGCGUUGAAUGUGUCACAUAUCGGCGAGAUUCCGACGCACAUUCAGACGUGGGCCGUGGCGCUCAAGUGCAGCGGGUUGCGCGCUGCGGAGGUGGAUAUCACCAUCAGCAUGGAGGUAAUGCUGAAUCGUGCUCUGAAUAAUGUCACCCAUUUGGUAUUCCGGCGCAAGAAGAUCUGUUUGCAUAGCGACAGCGACGAGGAGCAGCUGCAGACGGCGGGCAACGAUGUAGAUGAUCCACAGCUGUUGGAAACAGUGCUGCCACCGCCCACGGGCCUCAUUACCCUGGUGGUGGGCGUUACGGUGGCCAUGAGCGCCGUUUGCAUACUCCUCGUGAUUGCGUAUUGUGUGCGGGGUGCUGCGGCUAAGCGGCAACAUCAUCAGCAUGGCGGCCAGCCGAUGCGAACCUCCAGCUUUCAGCGCCUCAACACGCAGCCGCCGUGUCAAUCGUCUCUGGGCUCUGCUGCCUACAUGACACCCUCGAUUAUUGGGCCUGUUCAUGGCUCGUCCCUGCCCCGAAAGGUCGCCGUAAGCGUAGAGCAGCAACAGCAGCCGGAAGAGCUGCAUCGUCGCAUCUCCGAGCUGACUGUGGAGCGCUGUCGCGUGAGACUCUCCAGUCUGCUGCAGGAGGGAACUUUCGGGCGCGUCUAUCGUGGCACAUACAAUGACAGCCAGGACGUGCUCGUCAAGACGGUGGCUCAGCAUGCCAGCCAGAUGCAGGUGCUGCUACUGCUGCAGGAGGGCAUGCUGCUGUAUGGCGCUUCUCAUCCUGGCAUCCUCUCCGUUCUGGGCGUAUCCAUCGAGGAUCAUACGACGCCAUUUGUUCUUUAUCCCGCAUUGAACAACACACGCAAUCUAAAGCUCUUCCUGCUGGAUCCGGCCUGUGCGCGAACUGUUACCACCAUUCAGAUUGUGAUGAUGGCUUCGCAGCUGUCCAUGGCUCUAGACCAUUUGCAUAGUCAUGGCGUAGUGCACAAGGACAUUGCCGCACGGAACUGCAUUAUUGACGAUCAACUUCGCGUGAAACUGUCCGACAGCUCGCUGUCGCGCGAUCUCUUCCCCUCGGACUACAAUUGCUUGGGCGACAGCGAGAACCGGCCCAUCAAGUGGAUGUCGCUGGAGGCACUGCAGCAUAAGCAAUUCUCCGAAGCGAGCGAUUCCUGGGCCUUCGGUGUGCUAAUGUGGGAGCUCUGUACAUCGGCAAAGCAGCCCUACGCUGAAGUGGACCCCUUUGAAAUGGAGCAUUACUUAAAGGACGGUUAUCGUCUGGCUCAGCCCUUCAACUGUCCUGAUGAGCUCUUUACGAUCAUGGCUUACUGCUGGGCUCUGCUACCCGGAGAGCGUCCAACUUUUGCUCAGCUGCAGUCCUGUCUAUCAGACUUCUAUUCACAGAUCACGCGCUAUGUCUAAAAGGCCACUGCCAAGGCGUCAGCGUUAAGGGCGCGCACUUGUAAAGGGCGUGGCUAGUCCAUAUAACUCAUCCGCAAACGCAUCGCAGCAACGGUCCUCGAAUUCCUCAUACUCUUACCAUAGUUAGCCGAAAGUCCAGUUAGUCUAUAUAAACGUUGUUAUAUUGCCAAAUCUUAUGUUUAGAGUCUCAUGGUCGAUUUUUGUACAUAGUUUAUAGUAACUCGAUUUAAGUUCUUAAUUAGUUCAUUAUCGAAAGACUCAAAUACACACACACAUACAUACACUCACUCACUCACUCACUCACAUAAUCAGAGAUAUGCGACUUACACAUAGAGAUUGCCAAGGCUUUUCUGCAAUCUCCAAGCAUUUAAACACUGGAAUAACAAUUUAAUUAAGAUAAGUCUAGCAAAAGAACCUUGAACCGAAAUCAAAUAUAGUGAUAUUUAUCUAUACAAUUACGUAUGUUAGAUCGAUAAGUUUUAAAGUAUACAUAUGACUACAAUAAAAUAAAAUACAUAUUUAUAAAAGUGCACAAU